AUGAAUGGCCACCGCCAGUCGUCCAGUGCGGAAAGCCCCGGUACUGCGAAUGUGAAUGGAAGCGGGAAUAAGAGAAGGGCAGACGAAUCGAAUAGCAACAACAGCGCUCCCCAUACCAGAGCGAAGAGGAAUCGAUAUAUCUCAAUUGCUUGCAACGAGUGCAAGCGUCGGAAGAUCAAAUGCAACGGCAACACGCCCUGCCAGCGAUGCGGGAACCUGAACCUCGAAUGCCAGUAUGCGCCCAACUGCUGCGCGAACGGGUUCAAGGACUCGGAGGAUUUCCGGCAGAUGAACGCGCAGCUGGCCUCGCUGCAAGAGCAGGUCGACAAUCUCUACGCGAACCUCAAUGCUUUGCGCGCCGGCGGGGACGUUAUGGGCUUCCCUCCUCCGUCAGAGAGGUCGCUGUCCAUGUCGCAGCCGCCCGCGCCACAGCCUAUAUCGCCCGCCAACCGACACCGACCAGCUCCCAAACACCCUCCCUUCCGCGGCCCGACGAGCUCGGCGUUCAGUCUGGAUGUUGCGAAGAACACACUGCAUAAUAUGGGGUAUCAAGGUCUGGGGGUGGAUGAAGGCGUGCUGACUCAAGAUGUCACGCCCGUUGCUUCUCCUCCCCGCACAUCACCGCGGCCCUUACUCACUGCCAAUGGCGACCCCCGUAGGGAUCCUAUCUGGGCGUUGAGCAAAGACGAGAUGGUUCGCUUGUGCCGCAUGUAUGAAGAGGAGAUGGGGAUCAUGUAUCCGGUCAUUAACAUUGAGCGAGUGAUCCUCCACGGGACACAUCUGUAUAGCUACGCCGACGCAGCGCUGGGGUCUGGCCUGGCGAACCCUUCUGCCCCCGGUAAAGGGAUUAAUGAUGAGCAGUCGUGUAUUCUUAAGAUGGUGCUGGCUAUAUCUACGGUGCUUGAGGGUGCCGGCCAGAGUGAGAUCGGGUAUAGGUUGUUUCAGAGUGUGAAGGAGUUCGCAGACCGGAUUCUGUAUGACGAAGUCAUCGAGAUCAAGAGUCUCCCCUUUUUGGUGCUUGUGGCCAUCUACCACUUCCACUGCGACGAGGAGGCGUUGGCGUGGCGUAUAAUUGGGCAAGUCGCUCGAAUGUGCAUUGAGUUAGGAUUGCACAGACGAGACUCACUGUUUAAAGCUGUGACGGAUGAGGAGGAACGUUCGACUGCCAUCAGGCUAUUUUGGUCUGUGUAUGUCCUGGAUAGGAGGUGGAGUUUUGGAACGGGAAUGCCAUUUGCACUACAAGAUGCAGACAUUGAUCCAAGCUUACCGGAGCCCGAUAUGAGCCUCCCAUAUCUCAAUGUGAUGAUUGCCUACUCUCGUAUUGGGUCUAAAGUCUGGCGGUCUAUUGGCUCCUUCUCUCCAACCCCAAGCGCAUCUCUGAAUAUUGAAGAGAUCGGAUAUCUCGACUAUCAGACCCUCCAAUGGGCGAAGUCGAUCCCUUCCGAGCUUCAACUUCCCACGGCCUCUUCCUCACAAACCGCCUCUCGCGCCAUCCACCGUCUCCAAAUCCUUCUUUAUCUCCGCGCCAACCAGAUGCGCAUCUUGAUCUACACGCCCGUCCUUCACAGUGGCAGUUCCAUCCAGGAGAACCUCAGUUAUGCAAGCACCGUCGUGGAAUUAGCCAAAGACACCAUCCGCGCACUCACGCAUCUCAAUCAAACCACCGACAUCUACCGCGCCCAACAAGUAUGCUUCAACUAUUUCCUAAUCUCGGCACUCGCCGUCAUCUUCCUGGCCAGCUGCCACGCACCCGUGCAUUUCAGCCCGCUCUGCCGCGAGGAAUUCUACAUGGCACUCGAUCUCGUCAAGGGAUUCAGCAACAAAUCCUUCGUCAGCAAGCGUCUCUGGAAGACGAUCAAAGGGCUCAAGGAGAUCGGGCCCAAGCUCGGCCUCUCGCAGGACCACAACGAGAACCACCACAUGGAAGAUGCGCAUUCCUCGGCCGCGCUGGCCAUGGCUGGGCUCGCGGGCCACGAGAUCUCCGGCUUGAGCAGCGCCUUUGGCCAGGAUGGCAUGGCGGCCAAUGGGAAUAGCCCGAUGAAUGGCUUCCAGAUGAGCCAUGAGAUGACGAAUCUUUUCGAGGCGGCCCUGGGGAGCGCCGGGGUCGGGAAUGGCUCGGGUGCUGGUGGGUAUGCACAGCUCCCCCCUGGUGGUGCGGAUAAUACUGGGAGUAAUGCGUUUGGUGGUGAUGAACAGCUGUAUCGGAAGUUGCGAGAUCUCUUCUGA
This is a messenger RNA of Amorphotheca resinae ATCC 22711, 2226 nucleotides long. RefSeq lists its product as hypothetical. Gene Ontology annotation, molecular function: zinc ion binding; DNA-binding transcription factor activity, RNA polymerase II-specific; RNA polymerase II cis-regulatory region sequence-specific DNA binding. Gene Ontology annotation, biological process: DNA-templated transcription; positive regulation of transcription from RNA polymerase II promoter by galactose. Lineage: Eukaryota; Fungi; Ascomycota; Leotiomycetes; Helotiales; Amorphothecaceae. Gene Ontology annotation, cellular component: nucleus. The transcript has 4 exons. The coding region runs from base 1 to 2226 and encodes 741 amino acids. The record is from RefSeq and is a predicted model, not a curated record.